Molecule: messenger RNA, 847 nt
Organism: Paramecium octaurelia
Lineage: Eukaryota; Ciliophora; Oligohymenophorea; Peniculida; Parameciidae
Source: the annotation of a GenBank genome assembly
UAUGCUAACACACGAGAUAUCCAAAAUAAAUGGUUUGCUCCAACAGAUAUAUGCAUUCCAUUUAUUUAAGACUCUGCCAUUUACUACAGUAAAGCAAUUCUUCCUCAACAGUUUUACCUAGCAUCUCUGCUGCUAAGACAUAUUAUACAAUCAAAAUUAACAGGCAUCAUAAGUGUUUUUAGUGAUAAGUGGGAUCUUUGAAUUAAGGGAAACAACAGAAACCAAUACAAAAUCUAUUAACAUCUACACACCUGGAUAAUUGAUAGGAGAUUUUGAAUGUGUGAAUUUCUUCUAAACCAGAAGAUCGCAGGCUCUAUGCAUAAGUGAUGAAGGAGCAGUGCUCGUUUUCGAGGGAGUUUAUUUUCUGAACUAGAUCUUACCUAAUAUUAGAAAGAACUUUGUAACCAAAAGAACGAAUGAGAUUAAAUAAACUUAGAAAAGUAUUUAGAUGAAAAAGACAUUAUAAAGGAUAUUCCCAGAGUAGCCGAUUGAAUAAUCAACAUCAUCAUAAUAAUAACUCAAUUAAACAAGCACCAAGCAUUUUCGAUUUGCUAAGUUGGCAAAUCCUCGCUUCUUCAGGUUAAAACAGACUCCUGAAAAGUAAGCGAAUCUUUAAUAGAAUAGUUUAAGUAUUAAUAGAUCUUAGUAGUAAUUACUGACAACUAAAAGUCAUAAGAAAGUAUCUAUAGUAUCAUUUUCAACGAAGUAGGAACUGUUUUAAGGAAACAUCAAAGGAAGAUUAUUAAGGAAUGAAUUAUUAAAUAAGUUUAUCAAUUAAUAAUCUGAAUAUUAGGAUGUGGUGUAAAAAUUAAGAAGGACAUAAUCCUAAUUGGGUAUGAAUAAAUGA